CGGGACAGCGAAACAGGUCGGGACCGCGGAACAGGUCGGAACAGCGGAACUGAUCGGGACAGCGGAAGAGGAAUUGCGCUGGCGAGCAGCGAAGCCAAGGUGUUGUUGGGGUGGUUAGGAUAUGAGAGAAAAAAAAAUAGAAAAAAAUUAAGGGAAGGGAAGGAAGUGUGUGGUUGGUUGGUUGUGUGAUUGCCGCGUGCGCGCCUUUGUGUGUGUGUGUGUGUGCGUUUUUGAGAGAGAGAGAGAGAGAGAGAGAGAGAGAGAGAGAGAGGCAUUGAUUUGUGGAGUGAUUAGGUUGACCAGUGCCUUUGGACAAAGAGAGAAUGGCGCGAAAGGUCUAUGGCAACGCGUUUGAACUUAUAUAUAUAUAAAUACUGGCAUAUAUAGAUACGUAGCAAAGGACAGAGAAAGCUGUUGUCAUACCAUCGCGCGAUCGAUUGAACUGUUCUAUUGGUAUUUUAGGGAGAGGGAGGAGGAGGACGACGAAAGGCAGAGAAGGAAAUGGGAGGCGGGUACGACAGAUACGAUAGGCACGAUAGGUACGAGAAGCAGGACCGCUACGACAGCCGAGAUGGUGGGGGCGGCCGUUAUGGGGAUGGAAGGCGUGUAGGGAGACCAGGAGAAAGGGAUGAAGGUGGGCGGGCGACAAGAGUGGAUGGUCGUCGGAGUCGAAGGGAUGAUUGGGAGCGAGGAAGGGAUAGAGAUUGGGAUCGCGAUUCGGACGGAGGGGGAGACAGAGAAAGGAGGUGGUACAGGGAUGACGGAAAUUCUGAUCGUCACCGAAGAGAUGGAGGGGGGAGGAAAGGGUACAACCCGAGUGGGGGGCCGCGGGGGGAUAGACGGGGGUAUAGCAGGGACAGCAGGGGAAGAGGGGGGUAUGACGAGGAGGACAGCUGGGAUGAUGAAGAAGACUCGAGAGAGUGGAGCGAUUACGGGGUGGAAAGUAGCCGAAGGGAGGGGGACACAGGUAGAUCGUCUGGGAAAGGGAGGCGUGAGGGAGAGAAGAGGGAGGUGAAGGAGAAGAAGGAAGGGGGGAAGGAGAAAGGGGAGAAGGAGAAAGGAGAGAAGGAGAGGAAGAAGCGUGGGGACAAGGAGAAACGAGAGAAACAUCGGGGGAGUAGUAGGCGGAAGCAUGCGGACGAAGGGGGGGAUGAGUCAGAGGAGGAGGAUGACGAGGGGGCUUCGGAGAGAAGGGGGGAGGGGGAGAAGGAUGGGGGGAAGAGAGGGGGAGGGAAGCGGGCGAGGGCGGAGGCGGAUGAAGCAGAGGAGAGAGAGGAGAAGGACGGGGGAACUCGAGGAAGAGGAGAGGGGAAGGGCAAGAAACUCCGCGGUGGAGAUCAAGAUGAUGGUGGAGGCGAAAAAGGGGGAGGGGGGCGCGCAAGGGGGGAGAAGAGAGAAGACGAAGGGAAGAGUGGGGGGAAGGGGAAGGAAGGUAAGAGCGGUUCCCGAGGGGAGAAAGGAGGAUCGCGGAAGUUAAGUAGCACAGUAAUGAGGGAUGGAAUGAAGGUCAGCGGUAAGGAGAGGAGGAGGCACCGGAAGCGGACGCGGUCGCUAUCCGGAUCUCGGUCGCGUUCGUGGUCGCGGUCGAGAUCGAGGUCGGGGUCUCUGUCCUCCCGCUCAAGGUCCUCGAGAUCGGAGUCGGUGUCGCGAUCGCCCUCGCCAUCGAGGUCGGAGUCGAUGUCCCGGUCGCGAUCCAGCUCGGAAUCCCGAUCGAGGUCACCGGAACCAAAGAAGCGGUCGACCAAGAGCACCAAGGCGCCUCCUUCUUCGUCUAAGGUUAAGGAGAAGGAGACGACGGGCAGAAGGGGUGAGAAAAGAGAGGAACGACGGGGAAAGGAGGAGAAGGCCCAGAGAGGAGAGGAGGACAGGCGGGCCGUAGGGAGGGAGCAAAAGUCAGGGAAGGAUAGGGAGGCCGCGGGAAACGUGGAUGACGUGGCGGCGGCGGCGGCGGGAGCAGCAGCGGAGAGUGUGGCGGCGGGAGCGGCGGCGGUCACGACGACGAUCUCGCCGCGGUCGCCGGAGAAGAAGAGGCAGCGGACGCGGGCCAAUCAUUGGGAUCAACGACCGGUCCGGGCGGAGGCAGGCAGCGGCACUGGACAGCAGCAGGAGAGGCGAGAGGAGGAGAAGAAGCCGCAGCCACAGUCGGACGAGCGAGCGCGGGCGACUUCAGGUCAGGCUGAGCAGCGCCAGGAGCAGCGCGGAAAGGAGACGGCGGCGGUUGCUGCGGAGGCGGCGGCGGCCGGGUCCCAAUCGCAGCAGCCACAGGCGGUGAUCGGUACGGGGGCAUCCUCAACCGUUCAGCAGCAGCACCCAGGGAAGGCUGCCACGUCAGCUGUCCAGGGAUCGCGAUCGGGAUCUGCGUCAUCGAAGGUGGAAGCAGCCUCGCCCGCGCCGUCAGCGAUGGCGGCCGUAGCCGCGGCAGCGGCGGGAAUCAAUCAGGCGCUAGCUGCGGGGCAACAAGGGCCAUUGCUUGGGGGCUCCGGCGCGGGGACGACCACCCAUCAGCAGCAGCAGCGCCAAUUGCCGCUGUUGGGGAGCGGUGCAGGUGUGCUUGCCCAUCAGCCACAUCAGCACCAGCAGGGCGGAGUAGGCGUCCUUGCUGGCUUAUCGACGACAGGAAUGACCCAAUCAACCUCGAUCUUGACGGGAUCGGGACUCCAGCAGAUGACCAUGUCGCAGGCGGCGGGAGGGGCGGGACAACUUGUCGGUUAUGCGGGGCAUCAUCAUGCUCAUCAGGCAUCGCUCGCCGCAGCGGCGGCGGCGGCGGCAGGCAUCAAUCAAGGCAUGGGUCUCAGCCAGUCAGCGAUUACUGCAAUCAAUCAACUGAGUCAGGCGGCGCUGUUACGCGGACAGUUGGGCAGGAAUCCGCUGGCGGCGGCGGCGGCGGCGGCGGCGGGGGCGGGAGGGGGAAUGAUGCUCUUAGGCGCGGCGACGAUGCUUUCGCAGGUCAGUGCAACUGUAGCGCCGCCUCCAACGGUCACCCUCAGCCAAUCAACGAGGCCUGCACGCCGGAUCUAUAUUGGGAACACGCCGCCUAACAUCACCGAUCUCGAGCUUCAGGAAUUUCUUAAUAAUGCAAUGACGGUGGCAAAUGCUAUUCAUAUCCCUGGAACGAAGCCGGUGAUUAACGUAUCGGUCAACUCUGAGAAAGGCUAUGCUUUCGCGGAAUUCCUCACAAUAGAGGAUGCUUCUGCUGUACUUAAGCUUGACGGAAUCUCCUUGCAUGGUAGCGCUUUGAAGAUCCGACGGCCGAAGGACUAUACACCUGUAACGCAAGGUACCACUGGCACUGGAACAGCUGGAACUGGUUCGACCGAGGCCUCAGUGAAUCAUGUUCUUGAUGGACCGAACAAGGUGUUCGUGGGCGGCAUUCCACCAUCUAUUGAUACAGAUAGGCUCAAAGAGGUAUUGUCUGCAUUUGGUCAAGUGAAGACGUUCCGACUGGAAGUGGAUGCUUCGAAAAGUCCUCCUGAGAUGUAUGCCUUUCUGGAGUACACGGAGCCUUCAGUGACGUUGAAGGCAUGCGCAGGGCUCAAUGGAAUGAGGCUAGGAAUGGGCAUGCUGUCAGUAGUCCAAGCAACACCAGAUAGUCGCCAACAGGUAAAGUGAAUUGCAGUGCGGUCCCUCUUUUCUCUUCCUUUCUUCUCUCCCUUCCCCACUCCUCCCCCCCCCACCCCCACCCCCCUUCCCCCUCCUCCCGCCUUACUACUGGUUAAUGCAAGUCGAUGUG
This is a messenger RNA of Chara braunii, 3730 nucleotides long. NCBI's taxonomy places the organism in Eukaryota, Viridiplantae, Streptophyta, Charophyceae, Charales, Characeae. The record is from the annotation of a GenBank genome assembly.